Messenger RNA from Notothenia coriiceps (black rockcod), 2052 nucleotides. It is a transcript of the gene vps37a, whose product is annotated as VPS37A subunit of ESCRT-I. Gene Ontology annotation, cellular component: ESCRT I complex. The record is from RefSeq and is a predicted model, not a curated record. Gene Ontology annotation, biological process: ubiquitin-dependent protein catabolic process via the multivesicular body sorting pathway; protein targeting to vacuole; protein targeting to membrane. The transcript has 10 exons. Bases 30 to 893 code for a protein of 287 amino acids. NCBI's taxonomy places the organism in Eukaryota, Metazoa, Chordata, Actinopteri, Perciformes, Nototheniidae.
GUGGAGGGAUAAACUAGUAACAGUUUGGGAUGCACUCAGAUCUGGGUAAGGUCAUUCAGAGUCUGCUGGACGAGUUCUGGAAGAGUCCUCCUGCCUUGAUGUCCAGCGGCACUGCUGGCUUUCCAUAUAUGUACAAGCAGUCAAGCAUGGCGCCUUACCCCACUCAGGCUUACCAAUAUGGGCCCCGCCACGUUGGCCCCAGCCACACUCCGCCUCCCGGCCCAGCCCCAGCUCUUAUGCCUCAUCCAGGAGUCGAUAGUGCCCAUGGGCAGCCUCGAGCUCCAGCCCCAUACGGACUGAUAUCUGACCUGCAAUUGCCUGUUCCUACUGGAGACUCAGAGGCUGGACUGAACGGACACAUGUACAGGAUGCCUGAGAUUCCUGAGUCUUUUCCUGAACUCUGUGACUUGAAUGGGACACAGUUGUCGGACAUGUCUGAAAACGAGGACAUGUUACUGGAGUUCUUUGUGACUUUGCCACAACUGAAACAGGUGACCAGUGAUAAAGAAGAGCUGGUCACCAAUAUUGUGGACAUGGCUAAGAAAAAUCUUCAGAUGGAGCCACAGCUGGACGGAAGAAGACAAGAAAUGCUCUACAAGUACGAAAUGCUGACUCAGAUGAAGUCUGCCUUUGAAUCAAGGAUGCAGAUACAGCAUGAACUCAGUGAGAGUUGCAGUCUAAGUACUCUACAGGCUCGGCUAAAAAUUGCAGCCCACCAAGCUGAGGAGGAGUCAGAGGAGACGGCUGAAAACUUCCUGGAGGGACGUACGGACAUAGACGAAUUCCUCACCAGCUUUAUGGAUAAGAGAACGCUCUGCCACAGCAGAAGGGCCAAAGAGGAAAAGCUGCAACAUUCGCUUAACACACAUGGACAGUUUCCUACCAGCCACUAGAACACAAGGUUGAAGAUUUCUCAGCUAACUGCUGCCAACUUGAGGGAUAAAGACAUUUUAGGGGGAAAAGCACACUAAGUCAACAAUGGGCAAUUGAGAAAUAGGAAUACGGUGAUGGCAGGAGUGGGCUAAAAAACGAGAAAUUGACUGUGCCCAGACUUGGGCUUAAAAUACUGUUGAAGUUGGAUUGUGUGAAAACAAGAUGGAGAUGCUAUUGAGUCACCACCAGAAGACAAAACUGGGAGUGACACUUGCCUCGCUUUUCCAACCACAUUACUAAGGAUUGAUCACACUGUGGAUAAUUUCUAUUGCACAUGCUGUUCGUCAAGUUUUGACUUGACCGUUAUGACGAAGAGUUUAUUUUUCUGAUUUUCUAUCACCUGCAACUGAUUAGAGUGGUUGCAUGUGAACACGGGAAUUCCAAUCUGGCAUUUUUUCUUUUUCUUGCAGUCAGCAAGUAAAAGUCACUAUAAAAUGAUUGUUAAAAUUCUAAUGUUGGUGUCUGUACUUCCUCUCUGAGAUCAUUGUCAAGUCCUUGCUUUGAUAUCACAGAAAGGUCCUACUGGACAGAGAGAAGAACAACCUGUGAUCUACUGUUUACAUUGGAUUGGUGGUUUUCGACAUUUAAAUGAAACUCAAAAGUAGCAUUGUCACUUUAACAUCAUCAGUUACUGGCAUUCCUCAUUUUGUAACUUGACAAAACAAUUCAAGAUCGUACAACAAAUAAAGAAGCAAGGACUGGGCAGUGUUGUCAGAAGAGCUUACAAGUUUAAAAUGCGUAUGCAUUUUAGACUGUUUGAUUCUUUAUCAGGUUGUGGGGUCCCCUCAAGUAAUGAACACAGCCAUGAUAUCAGUGUGCUUGCACAAACAUUAAUACUUUGAUUAAACUUUCCAAGGCAAUACUCUGAUUUACAUAUUAUUAACAUCAUAACCGUUUUAAGCUGAGGCUGAAAUUCAGAGAACAGUAAACCAUAUAAACGGUUUGAUUACACGUAUACCUUCUGCUCUUACAAUGAAUCGAGUUAUUUGUGUUCAUGUAAACAUACUGAUCAUGACGGGCACCAUGAUGAUAACCCAACAAUUUUGGCGAUCUUUUGAACCUGACAUUUUUUGGGAAAAGCCUCAGAUUUUGGAAAAUGCUGAGGAAUAUUAGGUUAAA